UAAAUACUAUUAAUUUUACUUCUUCUUCUUCUUCUUACUUAGUGCUUUGCUUUCUUUGGUUUUCUUCUCUCUCUCUCUCUCUCUCUUUCCUCUCUUCUUUUAUAGCAUCUCUGUUCCAUAAUUAGAUCACUUAAUCCUGCGUUUUCGUCAUUCGAAUUCCUUGUAUUCAUCAUCUUCUUCACCAGUUUGAAUCAUCAUCAUAUCCUAUAACAUAUAUAUAAAAAUUCAUUCCAGUAGUACUUAAUUCACUCUUCCCUGUUCAUAUAUCCAUAUAUAGUUCAAAAGGGAUUUUAAUUACACUACUGGCUAUAUUGCUUCCAAACUCAGGUUAUAUCAGUCGAAUUAUUGGGUUUUCUUAAAUUUGAUCACUUCUUCUUUUACAAGUUCAAUAUAUAAUAGCUAGUCUGGCUAAUCCGUGGUGGACGAAUCAGGUGGGGCUGCCGGUCAUGGACCUGGCGGCGAACAACUCACCUGUAUUACAAAACAAACGAUCAUCAGAGCUCCCAGUCCACCACGACCGAGACGACAUCGACGACGACGACGAUAGAGACCAUAUAGACGAGCCCAGAGAGGGAGCAGUCGAGGUUGGAAACCGCAGGCCAAGAGGCCGUCCUCCGGGCUCAAAAAACAAGCCAAAGCCGCCCAUCUUCGUCACCAGGGAUAGCCCAAACGCCCUAAAAAGCCACGUCAUGGAGGUGGCCGGAGGCGCUGACGUGGCCGAGAGCGUCGCCCAAUUCGCUCGCCGACGUCAGCGUGGGGUCUGCGUACUCAGUGGUAGCGGCUCCGUCGCCAACGUAACCCUGAGACAACCCUCCGCUGCCGGCGCUGUCGUAGCCCUACACGGCCGCUUCGAGAUUCUGUCUCUGACAGGAGCUUUCCUUCCUGGACCGGCUCCGCCCGGCUCGACCGGGCUCACGGUUUACCUAGCUGGGGGACAAGGCCAGGUGGUGGGAGGGAGUGUGGUCGGUUCUCUGGUGGCGGCCGGACCGGUGAUGGUGAUUGCGGCAACUUUCGCCAAUGCUACUUAUGAGAGACUGCCUUUAGAAGAUGAAGAGGAGGCAGGAAGCGGAGGACAUGGAGGAGGCGGUGGCGCAGAGGAUUCGCCGACUGGGCUUACCAACGGUGGCGGAGGACAUAUGGCGCCGGCUCAGGGGUUGGCUGAUCCCUCGGCUAUGCCUCCUGUGUACAAUAAUCUUCCGCCGAAUCUGAUUCCUAAUGGAGCUCACCAUCACCAUCAGCAGCAGUUGGCAGGCCAUGAUUCGUAUCCUUGGUCUCAUGCUCGGCAGUCUUACUGAAAAUUUGAUCAUGAAAACUCAUAAUAAAAAAGGUAAUUUGAAUUAUUGAUUAUUAGGAGAGUGGAAAAAAAAACUUGGUUUAUUAAUUAGUCUUUAUAUAUAUAUAUAUAUAUAUAUAUAUGUGUUUGAUUUUUUUCUUUCUUUCUUUUUUUAGAAUUUAUAAAGAGAGAGUUAAUAUUGUCAUGGUGAUGAUGAACGAGACAUCAGUGUUAUUAUAAUUAAUAUUAUUAGAGGUUUUUCUUAACUAUAUAUAUGUAGAAGUCAUGUAAAUUACAGAGAACAUGAUCUUAUUGUUAUGUUUCCUUAAUU
This is a messenger RNA of Humulus lupulus (European hop), 1604 nucleotides long. Its product is annotated as AT-hook motif nuclear-localized protein 19-like. Gene Ontology annotation, cellular component: nucleus. The transcript has a single exon. The record is from RefSeq and is a predicted model, not a curated record. Lineage: Eukaryota; Viridiplantae; Streptophyta; Magnoliopsida; Rosales; Cannabaceae. The coding region runs from base 447 to 1295 and encodes 282 amino acids. Gene Ontology annotation, molecular function: minor groove of adenine-thymine-rich DNA binding; DNA-binding transcription factor activity.